AUGGCCGAUCCUGGGAAGAGAGGAGGGAUCUACUGCCCCUUGAGUCUCACCUGCUCCCUGCUCAUUGUGGGAAUGUGCUGUGUGUCUCCUUUCUUCUGUCACAGCCAGACAGAUCUGCUGGCUCUUAACCAAGCUGAUCCUCAGUGCUGGGAAUCUUCUUCAGUGCUCCUCCUGGAAAUGCGGAAGCCUCCAAUUUCCAACACUGUUUCAGGUUUCUGGGAUUUUAUGAUCUACCUGAAGUCAUCUGAAAACUUGAAGCAUGGGGCAUUGUUUUGGGACCUGGCCCAACUCUUCUGGGACAUCUAUGUGGACUGUGUCCUCUCCAGAAACCAUGGCUUAGGAAGGAGGCAAUUGGCUGGAGAAGAAGAGCAUCCACAGCACACAGGAAGAAAACAAGGUACAUAUUCUCAGCAACUAAGAAUCCCUUCCCUAAAGAAGAAAGAGAUGAUUGAAGACUUGAUAAGCACACACAUACACAGGAGUGGGUCUAAGUUUAUUGGAAAAAUAACCAGCGACCGGGAAAUAAAGAGAAAAGAAAUCUAA
Molecule: messenger RNA, 543 nt
Organism: Phacochoerus africanus (Common warthog)
Lineage: Eukaryota; Metazoa; Chordata; Mammalia; Artiodactyla; Suidae
Gene: FAM237A
Product: family with sequence similarity 237 member A
Exons: 2
Coding region: 1-543 (180 amino acids)
Source: RefSeq, a predicted model, not a curated record